UCAGCUGGCUUGCUGACGGACCGAGGGAGGGUUCGAUUAUGGCUUCUGGCUAAACUGCGCUGCGGUCCUUCGUCUGGUCUGGAAGUCUCUCCUUUCUCGGUGCUAACCAGGGGAACGCCACUAGCCUCCAUCAUGAGAGUUCACAGGAAGGAACCAGCCAGCAAAUAAAGAGAGCUCAAGACGAAGGUGGGGAAUUUCAUUAAGAUGCUACUAUCAGUAGGAAUGUUAAUGUUGUCUGCCACUCAGAUUUAUACUAUUCUCACAGUUCAGUUGUUUGCUUUUUUAAACCUAUUGCCAGUAGAAGCCGAUAUCUUAGCGUUUAAUUUUGAAAAUGCAACACAGACAUUUGAUGACUUACCAGCAAGAUUUGGUUAUAGGUUGCCUACUGAAGGUUUGAAGGGGUUCCUAAUAAAUUCAAAACCUGAGAAUGCCUGUGAGCCUAUAAUCCCUCCACCUCUGAAGGAUAACUCAUCCCGUGAAUUCAUUGUAUUAAUCAGAAGACUUGAUUGUAAUUUUGAUAUAAAGGUUUUGAAUGCACAGACAGCUGGGUUUAAGGCAGCAAUUGUUCACAAUGUUGAUUCUGAUGACCUCAUUAGCAUGGGAUCUCAAGACAUUGAAAUUUUAAAGAAGAUUGACAUUCCAUCAGUUUUCAUUGGCGAAACAUCCGCGAAAUCUCUUAAAGAAGAAUUUACUUUCGAAAAAGGAGGCCAUAUCGUGCUAAUCCCAGAAUUCAGCCUUCCUUUGGAAUAUUAUCUAAUCCCAUUCUUAAUAAUUGUGGGAAUCUGUCUCAUCCUUAUAGUUAUAUUCAUGAUAACAAAAUUUGUUCAGGACAGACACAGAGCAAGAAGGAAUCGCCUUCAAAAGGAUCAACUUAAGAAGCUUCCAGUACAUAAAUUCAAGAAAGGAGAUGAGUAUGAUGUUUGUGCCAUUUGCCUGGAUGAAUAUGAGGAUGGAGAUAAACUCAGAAUUCUUCCUUGUUCUCAUGCCUACCAUUGCAAAUGUGUGGAUCCUUGGCUAACUAAAACGAAGAAAACAUGUCCUGUCUGUAAACAGAAAGUGGUCCCUUCUCAGGGAGAUUCCGAUUCUGAAACAGACAGCAGUCAGGAGAAUGAAGUCUCUGAGAAUACCCCUUUGCUUAGGCCGAUUGCUUCAGCUAGCACUCAGUCUUUUGGGGCAUUAUCAGAGUCAUACUCUCAUCCCAAUAUGACAGAAUCUUCAGACUAUGAGGAAGAGGAGGAGGAAGAAGAAGGAAAUGAAGAUAUUGACAGUAGUGAUGCAGAGAAUGGAGUUACGGAAGAAAGUGUAGUAGUCCAGCUACAGCCCAAUGAUGAAAAGGAUUACAGAGCAGCAGAUCCUGUUUGAACUGCAAAAUGGGCAGUGUUACAUGAACUCCUGUCCCGAGACCUCUCACCUUAUGUACCUGUACAUAAGAGAAGUGCAUUGCAGACCUUCCAUUGCUUCACUAGAAGCACCUGUUCAUUUAGCAUUCUAUAGUUUAAUCUCAUUGCAGGUUUUUCUUUUUGUUUAUUCGAUUUGUCUUUUGAAGACAAGCAUCUUAACAGGACUUCACAAUGUUAGUAAUGGGGCUUCCACCACUAAAUAUAAUGCACCCCCACAAAAGAGGUAUAACAGCAUCUUGUUAAAUGAAGUUGAACCGAGACCGUACAUGUGUUUUUCCUGCGACAAGGGUGUAAGUAAGCAGGGACUUCUAUUCAGUUGUUAAAUGUAUGGUAAAUACUACCCUAAACAUCCAACCAACCAAAAAUGUAUGGGUGUUAAUGUCUGUGAAGGCUUUCUCUACAAGAACCAGCACCUUUUAAAGAACAAGAUAUACUUGUUCUGUAUUUGUCUGCCAAGAGUAUUUCCCAACAAAGAGGAAUUGGAGCUUUGAACUCUGUGAAGGAUUUUGACUGUCUUUUCAUUAUCCUGUUGCAUUUGUAAGCACCUGGCAAAGAAAUCUCAACAUGGCUUAGCCUAACCCAUCUUUAAGGAAAUAAACAGGAUAACCCUGUUCAUUGGCAUACUUCACUAAUACUCCGCUUUGAGACAGGGAUUGGGACCAAUGCAGAAAGGCAACUUUAAAGCACACGGUUUAGAACAUUUAAUUUUGUUUAUGCCAUAUUUGGAAACAAUUUUGUGUGCAGUACUUCAUAAAGAUUCAUAAAGGAGGUAGGUAUACCUUGUAAUAAGAAUGUCUGAUCCUACAUUAGCUUGGUAAAAACUAUGCAGAGAAACAAAUCAAACUACAUAUUGAAUUUGAAAAUGAGUGCUCAUAGCUUAGCAGGAUUUUACUUACACUUUAUCAUGAAAAGAACUUCAUUAUAUAGAAGUGUAACUAUGUAAAAAAUGUAGCCAUGCUUCUGUAUAGUCAAAUUACAGGGUUUUUUUAUAUAGCCUUGUACAGGAAAGUUUGAAAGGAUGUUAAUAAAUAAGUUUUCCACUUUAAUAGCCAUUUUGCCAGUAUAUGCGAAUCUACAUUAAAACAGGCUGUGUGAAUUUUUUAUCCUUCCAAAAAUGGUAAUGCCCCCUUUGCAUGGCUGGUGUUUAGGUAGCAGAUUUUCAGAAAUUUCACUAAAACACUCUUGUCAUGGAUUUUUAUGAUAAAU
This is a messenger RNA of Pseudonaja textilis, 2606 nucleotides long. It is a transcript of the gene RNF13, whose product is annotated as ring finger protein 13. The record is from RefSeq and is a predicted model, not a curated record. Gene Ontology annotation, molecular function: ubiquitin protein ligase activity. Gene Ontology annotation, cellular component: nucleus. Gene Ontology annotation, biological process: ubiquitin-dependent protein catabolic process. NCBI's taxonomy places the organism in Eukaryota, Metazoa, Chordata, Lepidosauria, Squamata, Elapidae.